Molecule: messenger RNA, 851 nt
Organism: Nothoprocta perdicaria
Lineage: Eukaryota; Metazoa; Chordata; Aves; Tinamiformes; Tinamidae
Gene: TBCB
Product: tubulin folding cofactor B
Exons: 4
Biological process (GO): cytoplasmic microtubule organization
Cellular component (GO): nucleus; microtubule plus-end; cytoplasm
Molecular function (GO): microtubule plus-end binding
Source: RefSeq, a predicted model, not a curated record
AUCCGGCCUCAUCCCGGCCUCCUCCCGCAGGUGAUCGACCGGAGCGGCGCCCGGCACGGGGAAUUCGAGGACCUUUCCCGUGUCCCCAAGUACGAGAUGCCGGACAGCGAAUACGCCAAGCGCCCCGAGAGUCUCCGUGCCUUCCUGCAGCGGCGGCAGCUGGGCCGCUUCGCGGAGGCUCCGGAGGCGCCGGAGCAGCCGGACGCGGACGCGAUCCCGGUGGGCGCCCGCUGCCAGGUGCGCGUGCCGGGCCAGCCGGCCAAGCUCGGCACCGUCAUGUACGUCGGGCUCACGGAUUUCAAGCCCGGCUGCUGGGUCGGCGUGCGCUACGACGAGCCGCUCGGCAAGCACGACGGCAGCGUCCAGGGCCGCCGCUACUUCGAGUGCGAGCCCAAAUACGGGGCCUUCGUGCGGCCGCCGAGCGUCACCGUGGGCGACUUCCCGCCGGAGGACGACGGCCUCGACGACGAGAUGUGACACCGGGAAAACGGGACGCCGGGACGCCGGGAAAAUGGGACACCGGCAUGCCGGGACACCGGGAAGCGCCGCCGCCCACCCCCCACGGACGCUGCCCUUCCCUCUUUCGUUUUUUAUUAUUUUUGCGGGGAUUUUGGGGCGAAACUGGCCCUUUUCAUCUUCUUUCCCGCUGUCCCCACUGCCCAAAUCCGGGCGUUCCGGCCCUGUUUUGGUGCCAUUUCCUCGGAUUUGGGGUGGUGGCCGUGGGGAGGCUCUGAGCGCCACCCCCUGCCGCCGGCCCCGGCCGGUUUUGGGGCCAGAUCGGGUGUUUUUUGGGUCCCUUAAUUUAUUGUCCCCUCCUGGUCGAUGCCAAUAAAGCCCCUGCAGGGGGAGCC